Messenger RNA from Parathielavia appendiculata, 994 nucleotides. Its product is annotated as NAD(P)-binding protein. Lineage: Eukaryota; Fungi; Ascomycota; Sordariomycetes; Sordariales; Chaetomiaceae. The transcript is spliced from 3 exons. The coding region runs from base 62 to 994 and encodes 310 amino acids. The record is from RefSeq and is a predicted model, not a curated record. Gene Ontology annotation, molecular function: oxidoreductase activity.
AACAAGGCUACAGUAUAUUGACAGAAAACUUUGUAAAACCAAGGUGGUAAUUAAAGUCACAAUGGUCCCCAUCAAAACCGUCGCUGUGUUGGGAGGCUCACGCAACCUUGGCUCCUCUAUAGUUCACGAGCUCCUCUCGGCAGGCUUCACCGUCACGGGCAUCACGCGAGAGGCAUCCACCAGCUCGACCCCAACGUUUCCCGACAGCGUCCCCAUCAAGAAGGUGGAUUACACCUCGUUCGACGCGCUCAAGGCCGCCUUCCGAAACCAGGACGCCGUCGUGUCUGUUGUGGGUGUUGCCGCCGCAGUCGUCGACCAGAAGAUUGCCAUCGACGCCGCCGCGGAGGCGGGCAUCAAGCGGUUCAUUCCGUCCGAGUUUGGGAUCAACACGCGCAAAUUGCGCCCCCUUUCUCACUCGCUUCGCAAGAUACUGGGGGACAAGAUCGCCGUGGUGAAUUACCUGGAGGAGAAGGCACAGGAGGUAGAUGGUUUCACGUGGACGGGGCUGUCGACCGGCUUGUUUCUCGACUGGGGCCUCGACGACUCCGGCCUGGGCAUCAUCAACCUCAAGGACAAGACGGCCACCGUCGUCGAUUCGGGCGACGAGAAGUUUCAAGCCAGCAACCUCGCUCAAGUCAGCCGCGCGGUGGUGGGCAUUUUGAAGCACCCCGAGGCGACGGCCAACAGGUACCUUGCCAUGGCAUCAUUCAAUAUAUCGCAGAAUGAGCUGAUCGCGAUGGUCGAGGAGUUGACGAAAUCAAAGCUUGCCGUCACGCGCGUUAGGUGGUCGGAUUUGGAACUGGCCGGGGAGUUGAAGCUUGUUGCAGAAGAUGGUCCGGCCGCCUUUGUCGACUUCUUGAGGGUGCAUACCUCGGCGGAUGGAGCUGGGAAUGCGCUUAGUGAGGAAGAGAGUGCAAACGGACUUAUCGGGCUGCCGUACGAGGACGUGAAGUCCUCGGUGGAAAGUUGGCUGAGGCGGGAGGGGGCGUUGUAG